Molecule: messenger RNA, 2009 nt
Organism: Colias croceus (clouded yellow)
Lineage: Eukaryota; Metazoa; Arthropoda; Insecta; Lepidoptera; Pieridae
Product: inactive peptidyl-prolyl cis-trans isomerase shutdown-like
Exons: 7
Coding region: 281-1651 (456 amino acids)
Molecular function (GO): peptidyl-prolyl cis-trans isomerase activity; protein binding
Source: RefSeq, a predicted model, not a curated record
GCGAACUUGUAAAGUUUAACUUGGGUUCUUGGGUUGAUUACAUUUUGCUUCUUCUGAAAUUUGUAUUCCUUUUUGAAUCAUUUGUGUGGUAUUGAGCGCAUGUUAUAUUGAGAAAAAGUUUAGCUAGCAUAUACUUCAGGCUACAAAUAGAACGAGGUAGUCAUAAAUUUACUGGUACUUAGAAAAAUAGAAGAAAAUAGUGGCAACAUAGUACUUUUAACUUCAAAGGAAUUAAAGUCUAAAAUUAGACUUAAUUUUUAUUUGUAUUUAUUUAAGUAUAAUGGAAAACAUCUUGGAAGAUCCAGUGCAACUAUCAAAAGGAAUCAACUUACAUGAAUUAUUAACAACGUCUACGGAAUUUAGCAUAGAUGUUGAUUUCAAGAAAUCUGAUCUCACUAUUGAUCGAGAAUUCUUUGAUGAUUUAGAGGAUGACAGUGACACAGAAGAUGUUUUGCAAUACAUUGAGGAAUCGGCUUCUAAAAUGAUGUUAAGCUGCCCGGAAUAUCAUUCAUUCAGUGAUUUAUCAACAAAAAUGAUUGAUUGUGUCUCUUCAGGGGACGUCAAAAUGCUCAUUUUAGAGGAGGGUGAUGGUCCAAUAAUACCAGUAGAUGCUGAGGUGACCAUACAUUAUGCAGCCUAUUGGGAGAAAGAUAAAAUACCCUUUGAUUCAACACUCACUAUGAACAAUGGCGUACCUAUGCGUAUAAAACUCGGCAAAGGAUCUUGCAUACCCGGCCUAGAGAUCGGUCUAACUAUGGUCAGGGGCCCCAAAGCGAGGUUCUUAUUGCUAAUACAGCCAGCAUUGGCUUGGGGCCCCCAAGGUGUGUUGCCGAGAGUGAGGCCCGAAGCAGCCCUGUUCACUAUUGAAUUGUACUCUGUUAAUGAUCUGCAAGCUCCUAUCAGGUUCAACGACCUUCCGUCCGAAGAGCAAAGCAAAUUCGAAGUGACCACAAGAACUGUGAACUCGUUACACGCUCAAGCUAAAGAUUUCUUUGCCAAACGUAAAUUCAACAAGUGCAUAAAAAACUAUCAACAGUCUAUGUACGUUCUAAAUUUAUCUGUGGUCAAAAAUGCCACGGAGGAAGCGGAAGUGAAGCGUUUAAAAAUAAAUACAUACGUCAAUUUGGCGGUGUGCUAUUAUAAAAUAAAUAAACCGAAAUACGUGAUCAAUAUGUGUGAAAAUCUUGAUUUUGUCACCGAUAUAAAUAAACAUUGUAAAGCAUUGUUUUAUUACGGUCGAGCGUAUGAAAUGUUAGGCAAAACGGAAGACGCGUUAAAAUAUUACAAAUUGGCGUUGAAAUUGGAACCUAAAAAUCGCGAUAUCGGUAAAGCGUUAGCGAAUUUAGACAAAUACAAUAAAAAAUCGGCGGAAAACGAAAAGGAACUGUGGCAGAAUGCUCUGCGGUCUGUGCCUGAAAAGAAAAAAGUUGUCUAUGACGUUGACAGUGACUUUUUAAACACGGUACGUGACAUGUGUCAAGAUUUGGCGGGAAGUGACGAAUAUACGAAGUUUGAACUGCCAAAUAGUUUUACGAGUAACGAAGUUAAUUGUAUUAAGGAUUUGUGUUCUGAAUUCGAGGGUCUAAUUGUGCAAGAAGACGGUGAAGGGAAGAAGAAGAAGGUUUUUAUUAUUAGGAAAGAUGCGUCGUGAUAUUAAUUUACUUUUUUGCGUUACCUGUAGUAUUUUAUUUGGCUAAACUGUACAUUAUAGGGCGUGGAGUUGAGAGUCGUAAAUAUCCAUAACAGAAACAAGAUGGAGUAACUUUCUAUAGUAAUUUUCCGAUUUUCAAAAAUUCUUAACUCAAAAACUAAAAGUUUCCUCAGACUGAAAUUUCAGAUUUAGGUUCCAUAGGACAAUAGCUAACCACAAAAAAAAUUACGACUCUCUCCACGCCCUAUAAUGUACAGUUUUACCUUUUAUUAAUUUUUAGUAAUUAGUAGUAUUUUAUUUUUGUGUUUUAUUACGUUAGACGUACUUACUUGGCUGAUUUUUAACGUCAGACGUGAAA